Paramecium octaurelia is the source of this 840-nucleotide messenger RNA. Lineage: Eukaryota; Ciliophora; Oligohymenophorea; Peniculida; Parameciidae. The record is from the annotation of a GenBank genome assembly.
AUGUAAUAAACUAAUGUACAUCCACAAGUGCUAUUAAGCAUCUCUUCAUAAAUUUUGGCCAACAAAGUCAAUUUCCCUGGCAAAGCACUUCAUGCUGGUAUAUUAUUGGGCUUCUACAAUGCCAAAAUCAAUAAGACUGAUAUCUUGGAUUCAUUUGAGAUAAGUUAUUCAGGCAAGGAGGAAUUGACUCAAGGUGAGAUUGAAUUUUUGAAGGAAAGAUAAUAACUACGUUUAAAAGGAGAUAAGUGGAACCUGUUUAAAAACUUGGAUAUAGUAGGUUUAAUUCAUAAUCGCUAUUAUAGGAUGGUAUAUCACAGAUAGUAAUCCACAUAAUUAUUUAAAGCUACAUAUGUAAAUUUAAACCUUGGCUGAAGCAGAAAUUUCAGAAAAUCAAACAUCCUUCUUUAAAUAUCUAUUGUGCUUUGAUCCACGUAGUACUUAAACGAGUUUAUUUGAACUUGAGGAUAAUAAAAUGCAAGUAUCCUAAAGUAAGAUUGAACCACAAUCAGAGGAAAUGAUUGGCAUCACCUCAUUGUUUUCAUAGUAAAAAUCAAAUAAAAAGUAUGACUUAAGAGUUAAUUCAUAACUUUAAAUGAUUUCCUUCUUAGAAGUAUUAUAUUAUUUCUAUAAUCCUUUUAGAAAAUGUUAUAAAAAUUACUGCAAUCAUUAGAUGAUCCAUAAAUCAUAAAUAAUCCUUUGGCUUUACUAAAGAUAAAUGAAGUACUGAUUUCAUUUCCAUAAAUUAACCAAUAAAAUAUUGAAUAGGACUACUUUAAGCUAUUAAUAAUCAGUUAUUAUUGUGCAAUUUUAAAGAUGGAUGUAUAAAGAAAUAAAUCAUGA